AUGUCUAGAAUUGGAAAACAAACUAUUAUUCUUCCUGAUAAAGUAAGUGCAAAUAUUAAUGAAUCUAUAAUUUUCAUAGAAGGUCCAAAAGGAAAAUUAUCAUACAAAUUAUCUCAGCUAAUAGAUAUUCAACAAAAAAAUAAUGAGAUUACACUUAAAAUCAAUAAAUCUAACAAAGCAUCACAAGAACUACAUGGAUUAUCCCGCACUAUUAUUAAUAAUAUGGCACUAGGAGUAUCUCAAGGGUUUUUCAAAAAAUUAGAAAUACAUGGUGUUGGAUACAGAGCACAAAUAAAUAACAAAGAGUUAAUAUUAAAUGUAGGAUAUAGCCAUCCAGUUAAAAUUGAUGCACCUAGCGGUAUUUCUAUCAAAGUAGAAAAAAAUACAGAUAUUAUUGUUUCAGGAAUUAGUAAAGAAAUAGUAGGUCAAGUGGCUGCAAAAAUUCGAUCUGUUAAGCCUCCUGAACCUUACAAAGGUAAAGGUAUUAGAUAUAUUAAUGAAAAAAUAAAAAGAAAAGUAGGUAAAGCAGGUAAAUAA
Messenger RNA from Chondrus crispus (carragheen), 537 nucleotides. The record is from the annotation of a RefSeq genome assembly. NCBI's taxonomy places the organism in Eukaryota, Rhodophyta, Florideophyceae, Gigartinales, Gigartinaceae.